This is a messenger RNA of Epithele typhae, 804 nucleotides long. RefSeq lists its product as uncharacterized. NCBI's taxonomy places the organism in Eukaryota, Fungi, Basidiomycota, Agaricomycetes, Polyporales, Epitheliaceae. The coding region runs from base 1 to 804 and encodes 267 amino acids. Gene Ontology annotation, molecular function: oxidoreductase activity. The record is from RefSeq and is a predicted model, not a curated record. The transcript has 4 exons.
AUGUCGUCGAUGAUCAAAGGGAUCCUGAGUCUCGAGAGCGCGGAGAUCGCGAUCAACGAGGGCAUCGACGGGAUCAUCGUCUCCAACCACAUCGCCCUGGUCGACCCGGACGUCAAACUCCUCGACACGGCUGCGUCACCCGCGGGCUGCGUACUGUCCUCGGUGUUGCGUGCACAAGGCGAGCACCACAGGCGCCACCCCGCAGUCUUCCACGAGGCACGCGUGGAUGCGACGCGAUUCGAAGCGACGGCCACGCGUCCCGUUCGUCCAAGCAUUCCCUCGUCCACCGCUGGUCCUUCAAGCGCAUCCAGCACUCGCGCUCUCCCGCGCGCGAGCUUCGAAAUCCAGUCGAUCCACCUCGCAGACCAAACCACCGGGCCGUACAUGGAGAUGCUCCUCUUCUGGAUGUGUGGCCCGCUCGGCCAGCGUCCGGACGGCAGGCCACGUUCGCCGCGCCCAUGGUCGCGCCCCAAGACCUUGGCUUCUUUGCGCACUACGCUUUGGCCACCGCUCGCGGCGCGACCUCGAGGUCGCGUCCGCGCGCUUCGGCUGGGCGGAGCUCGCGGCGACGUCGCGCGCGUGACGGGGCGCCGCGCGGAGUACCUCCUGCUCUCGCUCGACGAGUGGAUCGGGGUGUGGGACGGGCGCGGGCAGCGACCAAGGCGCAGAAGAGGGAUGUGGGGCGUCGACACCGCCAUCCGCGUCUUCGCGUUGACGAAAUGCGAGAGUGGGCCGAGUCUUGCGCGCUUCGCCGCGUGGAGACCGCGUACAUGCUCGUACAUGGUGCGCACGGACUACUACUAG